This is a messenger RNA of Ictalurus furcatus (blue catfish), 3848 nucleotides long. RefSeq names its product PKc_LIMK_like_unk domain-containing protein. Gene Ontology annotation, biological process: actin cytoskeleton organization; protein phosphorylation. The record is from RefSeq and is a predicted model, not a curated record. The transcript is spliced from 9 exons. NCBI's taxonomy places the organism in Eukaryota, Metazoa, Chordata, Actinopteri, Siluriformes, Ictaluridae. Bases 1792 to 2781 code for a protein of 329 amino acids. Gene Ontology annotation, molecular function: ATP binding; protein serine/threonine kinase activity. Gene Ontology annotation, cellular component: nucleus; cytoplasm.
UAUCAAACACAACACAACACAGGUUUAUCAAAAAAAAUAUCGUUGUUAAAUAUAGGUGUGCAAGAAUUAUUAGCACUCUUUUAGUCAAUACUUUGUGCUACCUCCUUUUGCCAAGAUAACAGCUCUGAGUCUUCUCCUAUAAUGCCUGAUGAGGUUGGAGAAUACAUGGCGAGGGAUCUGAGAUCAUUCCUCCAUACAGAAUCUCUCCAGAUCCUUCAGAUAUCAAGGUCCACAGUGGUGGACUCUCCUCUUCAGUUCACCCUACAGAUUUUCUAUGGGUUUCAAGUCAGGGGACUGGGAUGGACAUGACAGGACCUUGAUUUUGUGGUCAGUAAACCAUUUUUGUGUUGAUUUUGAUGUAUGUUUUGGAUCAUUGUCCUGCUGGAAGAUCCAACCACGGCCCAUUUGAAGCUUUCUGGCAGAGGCAGUCAGGUUUCCAUUGAAUAUCUGUUGAUAUUUGAUAGAGUCCAUGAUGCCAUGUAUCCUAACAAAAUGUCCAGGCCCUCUCGCAGAAAAACAGCCCCAAAACAUUAAAGAUCCACCACCAUAUUUAACCGUAGGCAUGAGGUACUUUUCCAUAUGGCUACCUCUCUGUGUGCACCAAAACCACCUCUGGUGUUUAUUGACAAAAAGCUCUAUUUUGGUUUUAUCUGACCAUAGAACCCGAUCCCAUCUGAAGUUCCAGUAGUGUCUGGCAAACUGAAGAUGCUUGAGUUUGUUUUUGGAUGAGAGUAGAGGCUUUAUUCUUGAAACCCUUCCAAACAGCUUGUGGUGAUGUAGGUGACUUCGGAUUGUAGUUUUGGAGACUUUCUGACCCCAAGACACAACUAACUUCUGCAAUUCUCCAGCUGUGAUCCUUGAAGAUUUUUUGGACACUUGAACCAUCCUCUUCACAGUGCGUUGAGACAAUAUAGACACACGUUCAGUUCCAGGUUGAUUCAUAACAUUUCCAGUUGACUGGAACUUCAUAAUUAUUGCCCUGAUGGAGGAAAUGGGCAUUUUCAAUGCUUGUGCUAUUUUCUUAUAGCCACUUCCCAUUUUGUGAAGCUCAACAACCUUUUGCCGCACAUCACAGCUAUAUUCCUUCGUCUUACCCAUCGUUAUGAGUGACUUAGGGAAUUUGGCCUAUGUGUUACCUCAUACUUAUACCCCUGUGAAACAGGAAGUCAUGGUUGAACAAUUUUCUGUUCAUAGUCACCUAGGUGUACUAAAAAAAAUUCAAAUACCAAUGGGACUAUACUUCAAAUAUAUUUUUCUCAUAUGAAUUCAUAGUGGUGUCAAUAAUUGUCACGCACACCUAUAUUUAAAAAAUAUAUUUUUUAAUAAACCUGUGUUGAGUUUGCAAUUGUUUGAUAUCCAUGAGAGCAGAGUAUUUUUGUGAUUUUUUUUCAACAAAAUAUCAAAAGGUCGAACAAUAAAGACAAUUUUUCACAGCCUUCUUUGCUCAUAUUUACCAUAUUAUGUAAUGGUGUGCCAUUCGUCAUCUGGAGUUAAACCAAAUGUGUCAAUCACAGAAAAUUACAUCUUCACAUGUUAGUCAGACCUUCAUGUUCAGCACUGCAGUCAGGUUUCAUCCUUAGUCAGAUUCUUCAUCGUGCACUUCUUUGUUCUUGUGUUCAGUUGUUGCAUACAGUUGCUUUGCUUGUACACUGUGGUUGUGUGUGUGCGUGUGUGUGUACCUGUUCAUUGCUGCAUAUGUGUCUGCUUUUCCUCUGCGCUCUUUCAUUAGGACUCCAUCAGCUGUCCUACACUGUAAUGCUCUGACAGACUGUUUCUACACCCAGCCUCAAGAUGAAUGUGAAUAGCUUAUUAAACAAAUGGACUCAGAUCCACAGGAUGUGUGAAGUGGAUGUGUCGUCUGAACCGAGCAGUCCAACGCUGUACAGCGAGUCAUCAGAUGCAUAUUACCACGUGGACCGCUGGCAGAAGCUGCGCACAGCCGUGAGGAAACUCGAGUUCUGGGAGAACUUCAGCCAUGAACUUAUUGGGAGCGGCUUCUUCUCCAAAGUCUAUAAGGUGAUGCACAACAACACGCGCAAGGUGAUGGUGGUGAAGAUUUAUAAAAAUGACGUGGACCAGGACAGCAUUGUCCGAGAAAUCAGCCUCUUACAGAAACUUUCUCACCCCAACAUAGUCAGGUAUCUUGGUAUCUGUGUGAAAGAAGACAAGCUGUAUCCCAUUCUAGAGUAUGUUAGCGGAGGCUGUCUGGAGGAACUGCUAGCUCGGAAAGAUGUUCCUUUGUGCUGGAGGGAGAAAGUGGACCUGUCCUCAGACAUCACCAGAGGAAUGAUCUACCUCCACUACAAGAACAUCUACCACAGAGAUCUCAAUUCCAAGAACUGUUUGAUAAGGGUGACUGCCCGAGGCAGGGAGGCUUUGGUCACAGACUUUGGUUUGGCCAGGGAAGUAGUCGAACUUCCUGCCAAAGACAGGAAGCUGUCUCUGGUUGGUUCAGCAUUCUGGAUGGCACCAGAGAUGCUGCGUGGGGAACCUUACGACCGCAAGGUCGAUGUGUUCUCCUUUGGGAUAGUAUUGUGCGAAAUCCUGGCCAGAGUCCCAGCAGAUCCAGAAAUACUUCCAAGAACUCAGGACUACGGCUUGGAUGCUUCUGCAUUCAAGAAGAUGGCUCCUGGAUGUCCACAGCGUGUACUCGACCUGGCAUCUAACUGCUGUUUGAUAGAGGCAUUCCGGAGGCCAUCAUUCACCGAGGUGCUGGAUGAGCUAGCUGAGAUCGCAGAGACGCUGGAGCCGCCUACACACACAGAGCUGACUACUGGCUGAGCUUGAUCGUACACCAGUCCUAGAGAGAAUACUGCAUGCUUCUGUACAUACACCCGAGCAGCCAAGCAAAAUCUCUCACAGAAUUCAGCCGGACAGACGGGAAAAACAAGGGCAGUGGUAACUCAGUGGUUAAGACGUUGGGCUACUGAUCGGAAAGUCGUGAGUUUAAAUUUCCAGCACUGCCAAGCUGCCACUGCUGGGCCCUUGAGCAAGGCCCUUAAGCCUCAACUGCUCCGUUGUAUAAUGAGAUAAAUGUAAGUCUCUCUGGAUAAGGGCGUCUGCCAAAUGUCGUAAAUGUAAAUGUAAAUGAGAAGACAGAGCUGUGAGCCGGACUGGCAUUAUCAAUGAAACAAAGACGCACAAUAUUCUCAGUGUUCUACUGCUGACCUAAGAUCAGUUCAAUACAGUUAUGCAGAAAUAUCAGAGCUGCUGCUAAAUGGACUUCUAUAAUCUAUAAUCAUCACCACAUUCAGAUUAUAAUUCUAAUUGGAUCUUUGCUUAAGUUUGUAACAGUUUUCGAGCCUUAACCAGUCACACUUUUGGGACCUGCUGUGUUGCACAGGCUUAUACCUCUUAUUUUGAUAUAAUCCAGACCUGGAGGAUUGCAAAGAGAAAAGAUGAUGAGGAGGAGGAGGAGAAUCUAUUUGAUAUUUUUUGUAAAUGUUUUGUACAUCAAAAGUCAUAUAUAUACAUUAAGUAUUUUGGUACACAAUCCUCCAUAUUGUAUUUGUAUCUUGUUUCUUGCUUUCUAUUAUAGUGUGCUUGCUGAGUUGUGUAAAAUAGUUCUUAUGUAAUAAGGGGAGUUGUACAAACAUAACUUCCUACCUAGUGAUGUGUGGUUUUAGUUCAGGAAACCUUCUGCUUCCUCAUGGGAGGACCAUUUACACACACACUUUCAUUCUCAGCAGUGUUUAUGUUUUCUAACCCAGGAGGUCAAUCCGUGUUUGGUAAAAGACUCAAGACUCAAUAGGAUUAAAAACUGUGCUAGAAUUUUCUGUCUUGUUGUUUGUGUAGCACCUUAUUGAUCAUUUCAGCUCCCUGUUAUAUUCUUUAAUGUAUUAAGUAUA